GCGGUCCCCGGAGAGGCAGCCGCUGCCCUUACUCGUGUUCUCUGAGCGGAACAAAAACAGCCUUCCAACAAACCUAAAAGCUCCACCUCUACUCCCCCGUGAACUCUUCUCCUAAUUGGCAGCUCGGCGCUUGGGAUGAUGCGGGCGUCUGCGAGCUGGCCCUGCAGUGCCAAGCCGCAGCAUCCCCGUCCAGCUGAAGAGGGAGAGGACUGCCCAGGCUAGACUCUACGGCCGUGAUCCACGGCGCGACCGGCACUGUGCGAAACCGACGGGGACGCCGCCCCUCCUGCGGCUGGAGCGCUUCCAGAGCAGAGGCGCAUCGCAGUGCCGCUCGCCCCGGCGUCCUCCCUUCAGCUCCGGCUCCUCCUCCCCCUUCCAGCCCCGGCUCCUGCAGCCGGCUCCAAGAGGCAGGCGGGCGCGCCUCCCCCUCCUUGUUCUCCCCCUUGUCUCGCUCUCUCGCGGCUAACUUUACGGAGCCCCGACCCGCGGCUCGGAGCUCCCCUGGCAGCUGCGGGGCCCACAGCCAACCUCUGGCGGAGAGCCCAGCUGUCCCCACUAUUCCAUCCCAAGCCCCCGGAGCGCUCCGGAGAGAAGAGGACCAUGUCCCGGGCUGGGAACCGAGGCGAUACUCAGGCGAGAUGGCUGGGCACUGGGCUUUUGGGUCUCUUCCUGCUCCCCAUGUACCUGUCCUUGGAGGUAUCUGUGGGCAAGGCCACCACCAUCUACGCUAUCAACGGCUCAGCAGUCCUUCUGCCCUGCACCUUCUCCAGCUGUUAUGGCUUUGAGAACCUCUACUUCAAGUGGUCCUACAAUAACAGCGAAACAUCCAAGAUUCUCAUCGACGGGAUCGUGAAGAACGAUAAGUCUGACCCUAAGGUGAGAGUGAAGGACGACGACCGAAUCACCCUCGAGGGCUCCACUAAGGAGAAGAUGAAUAACAUCUCCAUUCUCUUGAGUGACGUGGAGUUCAGUGACACGGGCAGAUACACCUGCUUCGUGAGGAACCCCAAGGAGAAGGAUUUGAACAACUCUGCCACCAUCUUCCUCCAAGUGGUUGAUAAAUUGGAAGAAGUGGACAACACGGUGACUCUCAUCAUCCUGGCUGUGGUGGGCGGGGUCAUUGGACUUCUCGUGUGCAUCCUGCUGCUGAAGAAGCUCAUCACCUUCAUCCUGAAGAAGACCCGAGAGAAGAAGAAGGAGUGUCUUGUGAGUUCCUCUGGGAAUGACAACACAGAGAACGGGCUGCCUGGCUCCAAGGCAGAAGAGAAGCCACCCACAAAAGUGUGAGGCCCUGCUCGGGCCAAGCAGGGCAGGGAGCCUCGCUUUCUGAUGGUGAUCCUGAUGCCAACUCCUGUCUGAGAUGUGUGCUGCUUGGCCCAAACUGUUCUUUCUGAGCAGGAAGGACCUGCCCCUGCUCAGCUGCCAUUCUCUCCCCAGCCAGGGCUUCCUAGGGACAAGGGUUGACUGGGGGAGGAAGCCUACAGGAGAUUGGAGACAGGGAAGGGAGGGGCUGGAGUGGUGGGGAAGGUUUGGUCCCGGAUCCUGGUCACGUGGGGUCUCCUUUAGACUUUCUCCUCUGGGAAGCCUUGCUUUCUCCCCAGUUUUCCUUCUGAUCUUUCACCGGGAAAUCGGGGUGAUCAGUGAGGGCUGCUCCCACAGCUGGGGUUUGGAGACGGGUAGAGGGCGACCACUUCAGAAGCUGGGGAUACACAAGAACUCUGGGAUGGUGUCUUCUGGGGGGUUGUGAGAGGCAAGCUGGGCUCUGAAGAAUAUCAGGCUUCUGGAAGUUCCUUCAGAAAGGACUUCUGUUCCCCUACCCUAGAAUACCUGCUCACACUGUCCCGGCUCCCCGACCAGCCUCUUCCUGCUGCCUACCUAGCCUGUCUUUGCUUUCUGGGCUGCAGCUGCUGAGGAGGCUUGUGGGGAGGGGCAGCCUCCACCCUCCUGGAGCACUGGGGUGCUCCAUCCUUCCUGGAGCACUGGGGUGCUAUUUGCAGCUAUCCUGGCUUGGCUCUUUGGGUUUCAGAGGUAGGAGAACAGUGCCCCUGGCCUCCCAGCCUUUGGAAUGUCUACCCCAGCCCUACAAGACUGACAGCCCUUAUCCUUGGCAUGGCAGGACCAUGCCACCCUGACCCUUCUGGAGCUCAGUCUCCCACACUUCUUCCCUUCCCUUGAGACAGCUGGCAUUGCCACCUUCCCUGAGGGAUGCUUUCCUUGGACUUGACAUCCCAUCCCUUUGCUCCUUCUAUGUCCAUCCAGCAUGCCUGGCCUCCCCGUGUCCCCGGCCACCCAGCUCUGGGUCUGCCUUUGUCUCAGGGACCCUUGUUUCCAGAUGAGAAGGCCCUUGGCUUUUCCAGCUUCUUUUUGCCCAGCUGGGCCAACUCCUCACCCAGCCUGAGGCUGAGGAGGAGCUGGGAGAAAGUACUCACACCUUCUAUUGACUUCUGGCAGAGCCUGUUUGCACACCCCUGAGUGUGGGGCUAGAUUGUGCCUUAGCCCCCUGAGUCCUGGUCCUGAGCCCCCUUUUCGUUCGGCUCACACUCCCUGACUUAAUUGCACAGCUUGGUGUGACUCUAGUGGGGCUCCCCAGCUCCCUACCCCAAAGCCACGGAGGAGACCAUGAAGCCGGGGUUGUGGCAUAAACAACGGCUCCGUGGCUGGUGGCGGUCUUGGUGACACCUGAGGGGCAGCCUUUCUUGUCCCUGACAUGGAGAUAGGAUGGCAUUUGAUGCGGAACCUUCAGAUGGGUUUGAUUGCGUGCGAACCGUAGUGCUAGCUAGGGUUCCUGUGACGUGUGAGAUGGGAUACCCAAGCUCCCUCUUCCUCAUUGGAUUUCUGAUACCCUGGAUAUGACAGAAGAUGGAGGGAGACUAGUCCUCUUUUCGGGGGGGUGUAAGGACGGCUAUACACUCUGCCCAGGAGUAGCUGAAGGUUCCCCCAAAAUAAAAGUUGGGAGAUCCUAAGGCACAGUGGGAUCUGUAGGUGCCUGUGGCUUUGGCUAGUGUCUCUUGUCCAAGCCUGGGGGCUCUUGGGGUUGCCUCGUCUCUUCCCGUUCUUCUUUACCCAGAACUCAUGUGAGCUGGGUAAAAAUUACCCAUCUCCUGCUUUUUAAAUAUUUAUUUGAGCAGAGUCUCAUAUGUGGCCCAGGCGGGCCUCCACCUCUCUAUGUAGCCAAGACUGGCCUUGAACUCCUGCCUCCCUUGCCACAGCACUGGGAUGACAGGUGUGAGCCCACACCUUGCUUAGGGUAACCUGGCUCUGAGAACAAACACGGCACCCGAGCCUCCAGCCAUUCAGGAAACUUCCAGCUGCCUUCAUGUAAAACUGCUUUCUCCCCCGACACCGGAAGAGGCCAAGUGUUGGGGGUUCUUCUUGCUUUCCUGAGAGGAAGCCGAGGCAUAGAGCAGGAGAGAGGGAGGGACUCCCCCUUCCCACCUUCCUGCUCACUGUCAGCUUAUAGGCAGCCCUUGCAGCUUCUCCCAUCUACCCAAAGGGUGAAAUAAUACCUACCUCACAGGACUGCAGUGAGGCUUGGUGAGGUUUUCAUGUUUUUUUUUUUUUUUUUUUUUUUUUGCCUGGAUUGGAAAGGCACUGGGAAACAAGGCUGAUAACUGGAGAGAACGCUCCAUAUCUGUCCUGUCCUCAUCUCUGGUUUGCAUCCCGGUCACAUGCAUACACCUCAUUCUUCUUCCCUUUGCAACUUUAGGCAUUGUGACUCAGAUGCUUAAAGCAUCUUUGUCCGCCGCAGUUCUUUUUUUUUUUUUUUUUUUUGAGGUACCUGAGACUACGGGAGUACUUUUUUAUAUUGUUGUUGCCCCAAUGCCUGUGAUUAAAUACUAGCGUUUCAUGGAUAGGGAUUAAGAGCACAAAUAUCAGUUCUCUUAACAAAGGAUGUCUGGUCCUAGUGCUAGCGGCAUGGUCCUAGUGCUAGCGGCACGCCUGGGCGGGCAUUGCCACGGAUUGUGUUAGAAUGUAUAUUUGCAAAGCCAUUUCCCCUAGCCAGAUCCUCUGACAGGCAAGUCUUCAAUAGCCAUCUCAGGGUUGCUGAGGGUGUUCCCUGUGCCCAGCGGGCUACAGUACCUCUCAUACGGUUGACUUUGGGAAACCUGGACCCAUGCAGUUGUGUUGACCUUGAUGUCAGUGAGACCAAAGACAAAGCACAAGUACCUUACCCUUGACUUCCAAAUGAACUUCUGCCCUCGAGGGCUCAGA
This is a messenger RNA of Mus pahari (shrew mouse), 4212 nucleotides long. RefSeq names its product sodium voltage-gated channel beta subunit 4 (gene Scn4b). Gene Ontology annotation, cellular component: membrane; voltage-gated sodium channel complex. Lineage: Eukaryota; Metazoa; Chordata; Mammalia; Rodentia; Muridae. The transcript has 5 exons. Gene Ontology annotation, molecular function: transmembrane transporter binding; sodium channel regulator activity. Gene Ontology annotation, biological process: regulation of sodium ion transmembrane transporter activity; regulation of ventricular cardiac muscle cell membrane repolarization; cardiac muscle cell action potential involved in contraction. The coding region runs from base 601 to 1287 and encodes 228 amino acids. The record is from RefSeq and is a predicted model, not a curated record.